Messenger RNA from Mercenaria mercenaria, 1674 nucleotides. RefSeq lists its product as uncharacterized. The coding region runs from base 1 to 1674 and encodes 557 amino acids. Gene Ontology annotation, molecular function: nucleic acid binding; zinc ion binding. The transcript has a single exon. Lineage: Eukaryota; Metazoa; Mollusca; Bivalvia; Venerida; Veneridae. The record is from RefSeq and is a predicted model, not a curated record.
AUGGCAACAAAGGCAGUGAUUAGAAGCAACAAAGGCUUGCGGACAAAGUACAGAAAUGCAUUGAAAAUUGAGCUGGGAAACGCCUCUGAGUUAUUGGGAAGUGAUGUAAGUGAAGUGGAUUUGUGUGAAUUAACAACAAAAGUGAGUAAGUGUAUAGAUUUUCUCGGAUUGUACUCCGCAAAAUUAGAUAAACAAAGAGAUAAAUUAUUGGAAAUGAUAGAUGAAAGUGAAGAAGAAUUCAUUGAAGAAGUAUUGAAUGAUGAUUUUGACUUGAGUGAAACAGUUGAAAAAGUGUGUAUUGAUUUGAAAUAUUUCAAAGAUGAUCUAAGAACAGCAGGUAAAACAGAAAGCAAGCCUUCUGAAGUUUUCACGGAUGAAAAAAUGUUCGAAAUACAAAAUCAAAUGAAAGAAUUCAUGUUAAAUCAACAGGCUCAGCAAAAAGAGUUUAUAGAGAAACAAAUUAAACGCGACACUGAUAAAACGUCUGUCAAGUUACCGAAAUUGGAUCUUGUUUCAUUUGGUGGAAAUAAAAUUAAAUGGCUUGAAUUCUGGGAUUCGUUUGAAUGCACGGUUCAUAGUAACAAGAGGUUGUCUGAUAUAGAGAAGUUUACUUAUCUUCAAAGCAAGCUGUUUGGAGAAGCAAAGAGUGCAAUAUCGGGACUACCAUUAACCAAUGCAAAUUAUCAUGUCGCUUUAUCAUUGUUGAAAGAGAGAUUCGGGAAUGCACAGGAAGUUGUAGACUUGCAUUACUCUAAGUUAGUGAAUCUGACUCCUCCGAUGAACAAAACAUCAAGUCUACGUGUGUUCUUAGACCAAGUAGAAAAACAUUUAAGAAGUCUUGAAGUGCUUGGAAAAGAUGUGCAACAGGAAGUAUUUGUGUCAAUUAUUAAGUCAAAACUACCAAAGGAGGUGCUGUUACAGCUUGAAAUACAAAAAGGGACAACAAAAGAAUGGACUUUAAUAUUCUUGAGAGAACGAAUAAAUCAAUAUAUAGUUGCUCGUGAGCGAACAGAUCAAGAUGAUAAAAGAAGCACACAGCAUGACAAAGCUCCUCCUAUCAACAGAUAUAGACAAAACACGAAUGACAUAGCUGAUAAAACCCUUUACAAGACCAAAUUCAGCAGUGCAAGUAGUUCCGGAUACAGGAAGUCUAGUAGCGAAAUGUUACUGGCUCAAGAUAGAAAAGCGGAAGUGAAAUAUUCAGCUAGACAGUGUAGAUACUGUGAACAGAUGCAUUGGAGCGACGAGUGCCCAAAUUACCGAACAAUUGAAGAAAGAAAACAGAGAAUAAAAGGCAGUUGCUUCAAGUGUUUGAGAAAUAAUCAUAUUGCAAAAGAUUGCAAACGGAACAAAGUUUGUGUUUACUGUGGAGAAAAAGACAGCCACCACAGGAGUCUUUGUCCUCGGACAAUUGUUUCAAAGUCCUUAAAUGAAAGUGCACAUUUGUCAAAUGAGAAGUUUCAGGACGAUAAAGAGCAGGAAUGUGUUGAAGAGAAUGCUUUGAUAUCUGGUGAUGAAAUGGUGCUCAUGCAAACGGCUAGGACAAAUGUGAGAAAUAAAACUGGUGUAUGUGAAAAAGAGAUAAGACUUCUGUUUGAUUCAGGAUCUCACAGGACGUACGUAACUGAGAAAUUGGCAAAAGAGUUAGGCCUUGAAAAAAAGAGAAAUGCAUGA